Messenger RNA from Orbilia oligospora ATCC 24927, 786 nucleotides. RefSeq lists its product as uncharacterized. Bases 1 to 786 code for a protein of 261 amino acids. NCBI's taxonomy places the organism in Eukaryota, Fungi, Ascomycota, Orbiliomycetes, Orbiliales, Orbiliaceae. The record is from RefSeq and is a predicted model, not a curated record. Gene Ontology annotation, molecular function: N-terminal protein N-methyltransferase activity. Gene Ontology annotation, cellular component: cytoplasm. Gene Ontology annotation, biological process: N-terminal protein amino acid methylation. The transcript is spliced from 3 exons.
AUGGACGCUUACAACCCCCUCCCACCACUAACCAACGUCCCACGCUCACCCACGCCCAGCAACGGCGAAGCCAGCGGUACAAAUACCCCGGACUAUGCAGCCCAAAUCGCAUAUUGGACUGCAAUACCUUCCACGGUCUCCGGGAUGUUAGGAGGAUAUCCACAAGUUUCACGAGUGGAUUUACAAACGUCGAGUAAUUUCUUGGCGAAGUUGAAACCGUCGAUGGGGGUUCCUGUUGAUGGGGUUAGGAGGGGGGUGGAUUGUGGGGCUGGAAUCGGUCGAAUUACAAAAGGACUUUUGUUAAAACAUAUGGAUGUGGUGGAUAUCGUAGAACCGGUUUCGAAGUUUACAGAAGAACUACUGUUAUCGACAGAUCUACCCACCACCGGUGGUAAAAUCGGUGAUGUAUUCAACGUCGGUCUGGAAUCAUGGGAACCAGAGGAAGGUAGAUACUGGUGUAUCUGGCACCAAUGGUGUCUCAACCACCUAACAGACGCCGAUUUAAUCUCCUACCUCCUCCGCUGUUCAAAAGCCCUAACACCGGGCGGUCUAAUCUUCGUGAAAGAAAACAAUUCGAACAACUUCGAAGACGUAUUCGAUGCAGAGGAUAGUAGCGUUACGAGGACCGAUGAGAAUUUUAGAAGAAUCUUUGGAGAGGCAGGGUUGGUUGUGGUUAAGAGUGAGUUGCAGAGAGGGUUUCCGGAGAGGUUACAUUUGUUCCCUGUGAGGACGUAUGCGCUUAGGCCGGUGCAUGUGCCGGCUGUGGUGAAGGAGGUGGAGGGGUAG